CUUCCGUGGAUAGUUCAGGUGAAAGCCUUCCGGAGUGUAGUCGCAAGCAAGUACGGUAGAACCUUUGUGCUCGUUGUGCAACAGAGACCCACCAACGUCCAAAAUGAAGUGCGCCACCAUCUUUACCGUGCUGGCCGUGCUCGGCGUCAGCUCCCUGGCGGUCGCCCAGACGCACAACUACUUCUUCGGCUCCCGCGUGCCUUACGACACCCUCGUCAACCAGACGACCGCCAUCCAAACCUCGUCGUUUCUGCGCGUCAAAACGGUCGACGUGGAGUACCCGCUGAAGGGACAGCGUGGACGUAACAUUACCGCCAUCUACGUGUAUGACCGGCUCGGCGGAGGCCGGGGUGGAUUCGCCAGCAUCAUUGGCGGCGGCAUCGGCCAGAACUACACCCGGAUCCAUCUGAAGACGCAGCGCGGCAAUGGCAUGAACUUCCAGGUGGAAAUCUACGGUCGAUAAGUUUCCCCCGACGUGCCGUGCAGCUGAACCGAACCCUUUUCCGUGCAACAGUGUCUCGUCCCACAUUAAGCAUACAGAUAAAAGUUCUCCGUUUAUGAUAAACUUGAA
Anopheles coustani is the source of this 571-nucleotide messenger RNA. Its product is annotated as probable salivary secreted peptide. The record is from RefSeq and is a predicted model, not a curated record. NCBI's taxonomy places the organism in Eukaryota, Metazoa, Arthropoda, Insecta, Diptera, Culicidae. Bases 104 to 463 code for a protein of 119 amino acids. The transcript has a single exon.